Messenger RNA from Medioppia subpectinata, 346 nucleotides. The record is from the annotation of a GenBank genome assembly. NCBI's taxonomy places the organism in Eukaryota, Metazoa, Arthropoda, Arachnida, Sarcoptiformes, Oppiidae.
AAUAAUGGCAUUCAGUAAACAAAAAACAUUAACAGUUGUGAAGAUCUGUCUGGAAGUGCUGUAUGUGUUGGCAAUCAUAGGCUGUAUAAUAACGAUAGUGUUGUGCGGCAUAGCGUUGAGUGUUAGCGAUGACAGCCUUGCAGAACAUGAUCUUGAUAAAGAACAAGUUGGAAUUAUCAAGGAACAUAAAGUGAUCGUGAUUGUUUUGUUGGUGCUGACCAUCAUUGGUAUUAUAGCAAACUUUGUCACCAAAGAGUUUGGAUUGGGCGCAUGGGGUGUGGUGUGCGCUAUGUUGACAGCCGUGUAUUUGUACUUGAUCAUUUUAAGAGAAAGGGAUGGCUCAUAG